Molecule: messenger RNA, 647 nt
Organism: Dufourea novaeangliae
Lineage: Eukaryota; Metazoa; Arthropoda; Insecta; Hymenoptera; Halictidae
Exons: 4
Coding region: 177-647 (156 amino acids)
Source: RefSeq, a predicted model, not a curated record
CAUAGUUACGUAUUACGAAGCAAGAGGAUCGACGGCCGCGUCGCGUGCAAUUCCACGGAAUCCGAGUGUUCUGCGCAUGCGACGAAAGCGAAAUCUGUGACUCUGCUCAAAAACAAAGAAAGAUGAAACUCCUAUAAGUUUAAUCGAUCAAAGCCCGUUGAUAAACCAUCUGUCGAAUGAUCUUUAAAACACUGAUCCCUAAGAAGACACUGAUUCGUCAAUAUGGUACCUGGGCGAGGAUUUUCUCCACGAAAUCUAAACCACCGGCAUCAGAGGUCUUAACGAGGUAUCUGCUGCAAACGAACGAGCCACCGUGGACGUCGUACUUCGUGAAGUAUGCCGACGUCGUCGACGAUCAAAGGGGGAUGUCCCACUUCAAUUGGCCGGUUGGCAGCAGCAAUUACCACGUACUUAGAAUCGGCUGUUUUCCAUACAUUAAAUAUCACUGCACCAAGAGGCCGCGACAGGACCUCGGGAGCGAGGACAAAUUUUUCAAGGCGAUCAAGCUCCUGAACCUUGGUAUACCCACACUGAUGUACGGACUGGCUGCCACUUGGCUGAUCAGACACCAAGAGACAGUGAAAACUGCCCAAGGGAACGUGAUGAUCUACUUCUUGCUGCCCGAGGACAAGAGUUCCAUGUACUGA